UCAGCUCGAGGUUCUCCAAGAGACAAUAACCUGUGAUACGACCGAGAGUGAGAGUGUGUGCACCAUGGAUGUUCUUAUGCCCUCCAUGCUAGGGGACGAUCCACACCUAAUGGCUGAGCCGGCGAUCCAGAUCUUCGAGCAGCCCAAGCAGAGGGGAAUGCGUUUCAGGUACAAGUGUGAGGGUCGCUCAGCUGGGAGCAUCCCCGGCGAGAAGAGCUCUGACAACAACAGGACGUACCCCAGUCUGCAGAUCCUCAAUUACUGCGGUAAAGGGAAAGUACGUGUAUAUUUGGUGACGAAGAACGAGCCGUACCGACCGCAUCCACACGACCUGGUGGGGAAGGACUGCAAAGACGGAUUCUACGAGGCCGAGUUUGGCCCAGACCGCAGAGUGAUCGCUUUCCAGAAUCUGGGGAUCCAGUGUGUGAGGAGGAGGGAAGUGAAAGAUGCGAUCGUACAGAGGAUGACCAGAGGGAUCAACCCCUUCAAUGCACUUUACCCCGCACCCCACCUCCCACCAACCCCCGACUGCCCCCCCACCAUCACUGUCCCCCGUAACCGCCGCAGCCAAUGA
Epinephelus lanceolatus (giant grouper) is the source of this 574-nucleotide messenger RNA. NCBI's taxonomy places the organism in Eukaryota, Metazoa, Chordata, Actinopteri, Perciformes, Serranidae. The record is from RefSeq and is a predicted model, not a curated record.